Messenger RNA from Cryphonectria parasitica EP155, 180 nucleotides. RefSeq lists its product as uncharacterized. The coding region runs from base 1 to 180 and encodes 59 amino acids. Lineage: Eukaryota; Fungi; Ascomycota; Sordariomycetes; Diaporthales; Cryphonectriaceae. The transcript has a single exon. The record is from RefSeq and is a predicted model, not a curated record.
AUGGCGCAAUCCUACCAUCGCAUGAUCAUCGACUCGAACGAGGUUCCCGUCUGGUAUAACGUCACUGCCGCUGCAGUAUCUUGGGCUAUACUCGCUGGGUUCUUUACCUUUCCCAGUACUUUUACCUCCCUCGAGCAAUCCCAUGCCCUUGAGAAUUCUCACGUUGUGCACACACCGUAG